Molecule: messenger RNA, 2004 nt
Organism: Capronia coronata CBS 617.96
Lineage: Eukaryota; Fungi; Ascomycota; Eurotiomycetes; Chaetothyriales; Herpotrichiellaceae
Product: cell division cycle 14
Exons: 2
Coding region: 1-2004 (667 amino acids)
Biological process (GO): positive regulation of cytokinesis; protein dephosphorylation; microtubule cytoskeleton organization
Cellular component (GO): nucleolus; mitotic spindle midzone; mitotic spindle pole body
Molecular function (GO): protein serine/threonine phosphatase activity; protein tyrosine/serine/threonine phosphatase activity
Source: RefSeq, a predicted model, not a curated record
AUGGCCAGGUCAUUGAGUACAUUCAAGGCAUGUUUAUAUGAAACAAAACAUUGCCCCUUCCGCAUCCAGGUCGAGACUAACAAGUGCCCUCCAGAUCGGUUGUACCUAGCAUCAUACACCCACGCUCCCGACGAACACACCCCCUUCCCCUAUCCUGCGCAAGCCAGAAGAUCGCCGCACAAGAAGUCCUCGAGAGCGCAACCGGGUCCAACUCCUGCGGUGCUCCGACCACCACCAGUGUACUUUACCAUCGAUGACACACUUCUCUACAACGCUUUCCAUGCCGACUUUGGCCCGCUGCAUAUUGGACAUUUGUACAGAUUCGCAGUACAAUUCCACGAGAUUCUGGGCGACCCGUCCAACAAUGACAAAGCGGUGGUGUUCUGGAGCAGAGCUGACGCAAGAAGUCGGGCGAAUGCUGCGUGUCUUGUCGCAUGCUACAUGGUCUUGAUCCAAGCAUGGCCACCCCAUCUUGCUCUCGCUCCCAUCGCACAGGCCGACCCUCCCUACAUGCCGUUUAGAGAUGCAGGAUACAGUCAAGCAGAUUUUAUCCUCAACAUUCAAGACGUUGUCUAUGGGGUAUGGAAGGCGAAAGAGGAAAAUCUAUGUCAGCUGAAAGAAUUCAAUCUAGAAGAAUACGAACGAUUCGAGAGAGUCGACAUGGGAGACUUCAACUGGAUCUCACCACAAUUCGUUGCUUUCGCCUCACCUCAAUCCGAACCUACUACUCCGAUACCUGUUUCAUCUCCCGCCUAUUCCACGCUACCAUCUUGUGUCCCAGAGAUCCAGGGCGCCAGAAUAUCACAACCGUUCAAGAACGUCCUCACCCAUUUCGUGCAGAGAGAUGUGGGCUUGGUUGUUCGGUUGAACUCGGAGCUUUACUGUCCAACAUACUUUACUGCCCUUGGCAUCCAACACAUUGAUAUGAUUUUCGAGGAUGGUACUUGUCCAACCCUCCCCAUUGUGCGCAAGUUCAUCAAACUGGCACAUGGCAUGAUCGCAAACCGCAAGAGCAUUGCCGUCCAUUGCAAGGCUGGCCUUGGUAGGACUGGAUGUUUGAUUGGCGCGUAUCUGAUCUACCGACAUGGUUUCACCGCCAACGAAGUCAUUGCCUUCAUGCGAUUCAUGCGUCCCGGCAUGGUGGUAGGCCCACAACAGCACUGGCUGCACCUGAACCAGGGACAGUUCCGAGAAUGGUACUGGCAAGAUCAAUGCAAGACAAAGCUGGAGCUGAGCAGACCCAUCACCCCUCGGGCGAUGUCUACGAAGACUCCAGCACGCAUCGUCAGUGGAGCGCAAACAGCGACACCGAAUCGGUCCAGCGCACAGAGAGCUGCCCUGGGCGAGAUCGAUGGCAAUGAUGUUUCAAAGUCUGGUGCCUGUCAAGACGAGAAUCUUCCGGCCCCGACGCCAGGUCAACCAAGAAAAUAUGCUCGUAUGGACCCACGAAGCCAGCCUUACUCACGAUCUACAUCUGGCGCCAUGCGUGUGAGUGACAAGGUCGACGGCGACAUGACUGAGACAAAAUGCCAGAGCGUCAACGGGGCAGAGAGUGAAGAGGAGUUGAUCCUUCAGCGAGCCGCAUCCCGUCGCAGUCAGAGCAAGAGUCCAAGCAGCAAAGGCAAGGCCCGCAGCGUGUCGUACACGACCACCACGACCACCAUGACCAAGACGAUCGACGUCAGUGACAACAUGGACAUCUACGAGGAUGAGGCAGACAUCAAUUUCCAACUGGAGGACACGAAUGCCAUCUGGGAUGAACUUGCGCAGGAGCAGGAGAACUUGAAGCUCAGUACCAAGAGCGAAAAGAACAGCACGAAUGGAGGAGGUCGACCCAAAACCACUCCCAGGUCAGCGAGCGGAAUGGGUGCCAUGAGUGUUGCGAAGACCAGAUCGCUGCGGGAAUCCCCACGCCGUUCCGGCGGAGAAGACAAGACCAAGGUCCGAAAGACCAGUAGCCGGGUUGGAAGCGCGGGCCACGGGCCUAUUGGUGUCAAGCGAUGA